CCGGUACUGGUGAGUGGACGUGUACCGUGCACGUCAGGCGGUUCCCGGAUGCACCAAACAGAAACAUGGAACGGGUAGUGGUGGAAGUGCCGAUCAACAACGGUUUUCCCCUCGCUUGCCCUUCCACAACCCCACGAAAGCGGCAGGUGCGGUUUUCAGCACGUCAUGACAUCAUCCUUCUGCGAGAGGUUAUUGCACAGAAUCCCUUUGCCUCCAAAGAGCCAGGACGGAUUUGGGCACGCGUGGGCGAGAUUAUCACUGCUGCCCUCCAAGAUGAAAACUUUGAGGUGGAUGCCAGGAGAUGUAGGGAGAGAACCAUGCUGCUGCUAGACUACUACAAGAAACAAGACUUUCCCAGCCUACGCAGGUUUGGAACAGAGAGAUUGUAUGCCCAGAAGGAGGAUCUGCUCCAUGAAGUUUUGGAGCUGGAAGCUGAGAAGGGACUCAUAGUCAGCAAUGAUGGCACAAAGUACCAGGAUGAAGAGCGGAGAAAUCGAGUCGCAGAAGAACUAACUCUACCAGAACAGGACAAACCCAACAUCACAAUCCCGCAAACAACCACUACAGAACAAGAAGAAGAGCAUGAGGAAAUGACAGAGCUGUCAGCAGCGCCCACAGCCAAGCGGCCCUGCCAGUGCUGCUGCCAGACCUACUCUGAGAUUCUCAGCUUCUUGGAGAAACGCUCAGAGGCGGAGCAGCGGCUUCGAGAAGAAGAGCUCGCGUUGCGCCGAGAGGAACUGGAGAUUCAGAGAAGUAAGAUCGCUCUGGAGAGAGAACGUCUGGGAGCUGAGAGAAAAGAGAGGGAGCGGAGAUUUGAGCUUGAAAGCCAAGAGAGGCAGGUCAUCUUGGACCUUUUAAAAGAGAAGGUGCUGAAAGGCUGACAAUGCAUUUUGAUGCAUUUCUUUUAGUAAAUUUGCAGAGGUUGGGAGUGGGAAGGGCAAAGUUAUCCACUAAAAAGAGGAAGGAAUGCAGUGAAACUAGAAAUAAAAGAUUAUGAGUGCCAGAUACUUGUUACCUAGACAAAUGUGUGGAAUUGCUUGAAAAAGUGUUGAGACAUCUUAUUUAUGUGCACUUUCUUUUGUUUUAUAGUCUUAAACUGGUAAAAUUGGCUUUUCCUUAUCAAAGUACACUCAAUAAUUUAUUUUUACAGGACAAAACUGAUAAAACCACCUGGCCUGUUUCCCCAGACAUAGUAAAGCAUAGUGCUGGUAGCAUCAUGUAAUAGGGUCCAUAAAGAACUUAAAUACGAAUUUAAUUAUGCAUUUAAAAUGCAUUUUGGAGACUUCUAAUUUGCUGAAAACAAAGCCAGAUCCACCACAAUUAUUGGAAUUAAGUUCAGAAAUCCAGGUGUGCAAAGGCUCUGAAUAUUUUUGCACAUAGAUUUGCACAUAGAUUUCAGAUAGAUUCUUUUUCUCCAAAGUAAAAAAAACAAACAUUUUAUCACUUAGAGGAGAUUUUAAAUUAAUGGGACAAAAAGACAAUUUCAUUCAAUAGAAAUGAGCUAUAAAGCACUGAAAACUGUGCAAAGUUUGGAGACUAAAAGCAGCUGCAGAACUGACAUACAGGUAAUGACAGCAUCUAUAACAAUCAGCCGGCACAAACUGCUCCACGUUAAUUGUUAUAGAUAUUAAGAGACUAUGUGAAUUUUAUUUCUCGUGACAGUCUGAAUUAGGUUUUUAUAGCACUGCAGUAGCUGAAAUUAAGUAAUGGAAAGGAUAAAUAGGCGUGGUGUGGCAUCUUAGGUGUGGUGAUCCAUUGAGCCAGAACUGGCAGACAGGAUCAUUGUGUAUGUUCUGUUAUAUAAAGUCAAUAAAGCUAGCCUUUUCCUAGAAUGACACCAACAACAUUAUAAGCUCUUUUCAGAGAAUAUACAAUUGUUUGCAGUGCUAGAAUGAAAAAAAAAAGCAAACACAAUAAAUACAUAAUAGAGCCUGUAUAUUUAGGAAAUUGGAGUUAUGGACCUAAAUGUUUCUUAGCUCUGUAGCAUUUACCCAGAUAAUUACUUUACACAUGCCUUAUUAAAUAUUUUCUAUCUGAAGGCAUUUUAAAAAACAUACAUAGAAAUAAAACUAUAUUUUACUGAACAAAUUGCUGUAUUUUGACUGGUAAGCACUUUUUAAUGCAAAAAUUCACACUAAAACAAGCCAUGAAGUCUUUCACCUUAUUCUUCAGAUUGUGAGAAUAAGUUUUUUUUUUGUUCUUUAUAAAAUUACUUUGUAAUAAAAUAUUAAUGAAUUAAUUAAUGAAAAGUUAGCACUCUUUUUGUAAGUAGUCAUUAAAGUUGCUAAUCCCUCGUAGGGAUCGGUCAGCCGUACAGUAUAAGGUAGAUAUAUGUUCACGAUGCAGCACUUUUAAAAAAACAUUUUCUGCUGAUGUACACAUUGUUUUUUUUAUGAUUACUUUAGUUUACAUGAUAGCACUACUGUGAAAUUAUAUAGAAAACAAACUUGACAUGUUAUUUUUCCUUACAGUGGGUCCCCACAA
This is a messenger RNA of Pelmatolapia mariae (spotted tilapia), 2484 nucleotides long. Its product is annotated as scaffold attachment factor B1-like. NCBI's taxonomy places the organism in Eukaryota, Metazoa, Chordata, Actinopteri, Cichliformes, Cichlidae. The coding region runs from base 66 to 881 and encodes 271 amino acids. The transcript has 7 exons. The record is from RefSeq and is a predicted model, not a curated record.